AUGAUCUUCAACCGUGCUCUUGGCCCUUUGGCCGUAUCCGCCUUGGCUGCGGCAGCUCCUAGUCCCAAGCUGGAUCGCCGUGGAACUAUCGCAUCUGAUGAGAUUGUUGGAUUUGCUCAGACUGUUCCAUCUGGCACCACUGGUGAUGUCUAUCUUGCCUACCAGCCUGAUCUGUAUGUGGUGAAUGGUUGCGUUCCAUUCCCCGCUGUGGAUGCUGAUGGAAAUACCAACGCUGGUUUGGCGACGACUGGUGCCUCCGACGGUGACUGCAGCAGCAGCACUGGUCAAAUCUAUGUGCGCGGCGCGACCUCCGGCGAUUACUAUGGGCUAAUGUAUGCGUGGUACAUGCCAAAGGAUGAGCCAUCCUCGGGCCUUGGCCACCGUCAUGACUGGGAGGGUGUUAUCGUUUGGCUGUCUAGCUCUACAGGCACGACGGCUGGUAAUAUCGUCGCAGUUUGCCCUUCUGCUCAUGGUGGCUGGGACUGCUCUACCGACGGGUAUACCCUCGAUGGUACCGCGCCCUUGAUCGACUAUUACAGUAUUUGGCCAGUGGAUCACCAGUGUGGCCUGACGAGCACUGUUGGUGGAACCCAGCCUUUGAUUGCUUGGGAGUCCUUGCCUACUGUGGCCCAGGAUGCUUUGGAUACCACCGAUUUUGGUGAUGCUAUCGUGCCGUUCAUCGAUGCCCACUUCACCACAAACUUGGAAAACGCUACUUUCUAG
Penicillium cataractarum is the source of this 723-nucleotide messenger RNA. Its product is annotated as NPP1 family protein. The coding region runs from base 1 to 723 and encodes 240 amino acids. The transcript has 3 exons. NCBI's taxonomy places the organism in Eukaryota, Fungi, Ascomycota, Eurotiomycetes, Eurotiales, Aspergillaceae. The record is from RefSeq and is a predicted model, not a curated record.